Messenger RNA from Cloeon dipterum, 1233 nucleotides. RefSeq names its product putative ankyrin repeat protein RF_0381. Bases 1 to 1233 code for a protein of 410 amino acids. The record is from RefSeq and is a predicted model, not a curated record. Lineage: Eukaryota; Metazoa; Arthropoda; Insecta; Ephemeroptera; Baetidae. Gene Ontology annotation, molecular function: protein binding. The transcript has a single exon.
AUGCUAUUAGAGAAUGGCGCUGAUGUAAAUUCACAAGAUCAAGAAGGAACCGCUCUGCACAUUGCUGUUGAUCAAAAUGAUCCUGACUUUGAGUUGGUGCAAAUUCUACUUGAUCAUGGCACCGAUAUGAAUUUAAAAGUAGACGGAUAUUCGGCACUGCACCUUGCUGUUGAAAAUAAUAAUCCUGAAUUGGUGCUAAUGCUGCUCAAACAUCAUGCCAAUCCAAACCUCACGACAGACGAAAAUGGAUAUUCUGCUCUGCACAUAGCAGUGGAGAAAAAUAAUCCAGAGUUAGUGCUAACGCUGCUUGAAUAUGGUGCUGAUAUUAAUUCGAAAACUGAAAGAGAUCGGACUGCUUUGCACAUCGCUGUGAUGAACGAUAAUAAGCAAUUAACAGAGUUGCUACUUGAACAAGGUGCUGACUUAAAUAUCGUAGAUGAAGACGGAUGUAGCGCUCUGCACUUCACUGGGUCCGGAAAUUAUUCUAAAUUUGCACAGAAGCUAUUCAAUGAACGGGGUAUUAAUUUAGAAACACCAAGUGGCUUCACUUCUCUUCAUUAUAAUGAUUUAGCUUUGCUUGAAGAUAACUUGCUCUGUAAACUACUCGACCAUGGCGCCGAUGUAAAUCUUCAGGACCAAGAGGGAUGCACGAUGUUGCACAAAGUUGUGGAAAAAAGCUCUCGUUACUAUGUUCAAAAGGUGAUCAAUUAUGGCGCGGAUGUAAAUUCAAAAACUUUUAAAGAAUGGACUGCACUGCACUUUGCCGUGAGAAGAAAAAGUCAAGUCCUAUUUAAAGUUUUGCUGGGAAACGGCGCUGACAUCGAUGCACAGAACAAUGUUGGAGAUACUGCUCUACACAUUGCGGUACAGAAGUGCUUCCCAGAUAUAGUUCAAACACUUCUCGACCAAGGUGCAGAUUUCAGUUUGAAAAAUAAUGCAGGAGAUACUGCUGAGGACGUUGCCAAACGCAUGAAUAAUUCAGAGUUAGUGCAAAUUUUUGCCAAGGUUGAAAUGGAAACCGAUGGCGAGAAGUUAAUACGGCUCAAGGCCUUCGAGGCCCUCAACCCUUAUCAAUUUGAGAAUAUUACCAUGAAGCUUGAAUCACGGCCGGUCAGUUAUCUAAAAAUUUACCGGGGCAUACUACUUAAUAUUGGCGGCCGACGAGACCGAAGCGGCGUCCCUCCCACACUCAAAGUGUUAGAGGGCCAGAGGAUCUUCCCAGAUGCCACUUGA